AUGGUUGACUCAAGUGAAACAAUUCAAGAAAUUGCUUACAAGUUAAUGUUGGAGCAAAAUAAGAAUGAAAAGAUUCUUAAUGGGCCAACAGAACGAACGACUUUUGUUUUAGGAUCAAAAGGAGUUGGAAAGACAACAAUGAUUAACAACUUCUUGGAUCGAAAUGAAUCAGUGAAACCGACACUUGCACUUGAAUAUUCAUUCGCACGUCGGACGAACUUAAGUGGUCAGUCAAGUCAAAAACUGAUAGGAAAUAUUUGGGAGCUUGGAAGUUUAGCGAAUUCUCAUCAAUUGAUUGACGUUCCAAUCAAGUCACAUGGUCUUGAACAAUUUUCCGCUGUUAUCAUUUUGAAUUUAUCAGAACCAAGCGAACUUUCAAACGAUUUGGAAUCAGCGCUUCAAGGACUUAAGCAAUCAAUCUCCAAUCUUUAUAGCGACGAUGAAAUACGAAGGUUUAGACACAAUAUUAUUGAAAAUGGAUCGUUCAAAGACCACCCGGAUAUUAACACUAUGGAAGUCAUGCCGUGCACAACGGUCAUCAUCGGCGGAAUGUACGAUAAGUUUGAGAAUCUUGAUCCUGAAGUUAAAAAGCAUGUAGUGAGGUUUUUAAGAUCCGUUAGUCAUGCCGUUGGAGCCACUCUGAUUUUCUAUUCAAAUAAAGUUUCGUCAUUGUCAAAGACUGCUCGUGACGUUAUGAAUAAUUUGUUGUUUGGAAGUCCACAGAAUCCUAUUCGUGCUGUUAAAACGGAUUACAACGAACCAGUUCUUAUCAGUCAUUUCAGUGACUCUUGGGAGAAAAUUGGCGUGAUGCCAAGUAAUUCGGAACGCAUUUCGAUUACCUUCACAUCCCAAAUUCAACAGACAAAGUCGAAGGAAAACAAAGAAGUGAAUGAUCCGACAAAAGAUCCAAACUUUCGUGAACCCAUCAUUGACGAUUUACGUGCGAUGAAAGACGAAGAACUUUUCAGAUUAAUUAAAAAUUCUGAGAUGAAAGUUAAAUUUGAUUCCUUCAAUUUAGCAAAUUCUCCAUUCAAUUAUCUUAACUAG
This is a messenger RNA of Clunio marinus, 1047 nucleotides long. The record is from the annotation of a GenBank genome assembly. NCBI's taxonomy places the organism in Eukaryota, Metazoa, Arthropoda, Insecta, Diptera, Chironomidae.